This is a messenger RNA of Pochonia chlamydosporia 170, 903 nucleotides long. RefSeq lists its product as hypothetical. The transcript has a single exon. Gene Ontology annotation, cellular component: preribosome, large subunit precursor. The coding region runs from base 1 to 903 and encodes 300 amino acids. The record is from RefSeq and is a predicted model, not a curated record. Gene Ontology annotation, biological process: maturation of LSU-rRNA; maturation of 5.8S rRNA. Lineage: Eukaryota; Fungi; Ascomycota; Sordariomycetes; Hypocreales; Clavicipitaceae.
AUGGCGGGCCCAAAGAAGCGCGCAUUCGACGCCAAGCAACAUCGUCCUUCAAAAAAGCAAAAACGCCAGCAAUUACAACAAUACGACAGCGGUUCCGGCAGCGAUGAUCAGGACCAAGAUUUUGACGCUGUCAACUUUCUUGACUCUGAUGACGAUAUUCACAACGUAACCGUCGAUGACGCUGCAGAAUCGGAUAAUGAGGAUUCUUCAAGCUCUGAGGAUGAGCAACCCACAGUAAAGAAGCUCAAGCAGCCCUCAAAGCCCGCCAAAUCAAAAAAGUCUGCCGCCCAAGCGGAGGAGAAAGAAGACGACGACGACGAUGAAGACGCUGAAGAAUCAGAUGUUGACGAAUAUGACCUCGAUUCCGAUAAUGCUGGAACAAGGACAAAAUCAAAGCGCAACGACCCCAAUGCCUUUGCCACCUCCAUCUCCAAAAUUCUCUCCACAAAGCUCUCAUCUUCAAAACGCUCCGACCCCGUCCUAUCAAGAAGUGCAGCCGCCCACGAAGCCUCCAAAGCAGCCGUCGACAGCGCACUAGAAGCCAAGGCAAGGCGCCACCUGCGCGACCAAAAGAAGAAGGCUCUAGAAAGAGGCCGGGUAAAGGAUGUCCUUGUCGCCAGCCGGGACGAUGCCACUGGUGAGGUGGAGUCGUCAACGGCGGAGAUUCUGGAAACAGAACGGAAACUGCGCAAGGUUGCGCAAAGAGGUGUGGUCAAGUUAUUUAAUGCCGUGCGAGCUGCGCAGGUCAAAGCAACAGAGGCAGAGAAAGAUGCGAGGCGAGACGGUGUCAUAGGAGUUAAUAAUCGCACGGAAAGGGUGAAUGAGAUGACGAAGAAGGGAUUUUUGGAUCUUAUCGCCUCGGGUGGUGGCGGCUUAAAAAAGGGCGCUUUGGAGGAGGCUUAG